Molecule: messenger RNA, 1827 nt
Organism: Lodderomyces elongisporus
Lineage: Eukaryota; Fungi; Ascomycota; Pichiomycetes; Serinales; Debaryomycetaceae
Product: sterol esterase
Exons: 1
Coding region: 1-1827 (608 amino acids)
Biological process (GO): lipid metabolic process
Source: RefSeq, a predicted model, not a curated record
AUGACGGCGACGGCUACUGCUAUGGAGCAUGGGAAGGCGAAGGGCACUCUGUUUACAAAUGAAUUUUCACUAGUUGAUGAGUAUACCAUUGCUAGAACACAAACGGUUGAAUAUGGAGUAGUUCGCAAAUACCUUAUCAUUACCUUCAGUUCCAUUGCAUCAAUAGUAUAUUCUACAAUUUUGUGCACUGGAGCCAUUGUUUACCACUAUUACUCCAAAUUGAUGGGCCGAACCAAGUUUAUUGCUCCUGAUCUUGAGUCUCGCGGCCAUGGUUAUACGCCAAGAAAGGCAUAUGACAAUUUAGAGUCAAUGACGGCGACUAGUGACUUACGGUACUAUGUUCGCGAAAUGGGGCUCGAUCUUGAAGAAUAUGAUGUUGAGACACCUGAUGGGUUUGUACUAGUGCUUCAUCACAUAUAUGAUCCCAAGGAACGACUGGAGGUGAGGGAAUUGAGAAAACCUACGUUUUUGCAGCAUGGGUUACUAUCGUGUUCCGGAGCCUUUAUUGCUACUGGAAAAAACUCGUUGGCAUUUUUUUUACAUGAAGCGGGGUACGAUGUAUGGUUGGGCAAUAAUCGGUCAUGGUUUCGUGCAAAAAGUGCGGUGUUGAAAGGUGACUUGUAUAAUAAUGAGUUGUAUUGGAAAUGGGGUAUGAAGGAAUUGGCAUACUAUGACCUUCCAUCAAUGAUUUCCACAGUAAUGAGUUUGAAACCACGCCAUAAGAAAUUAAUUUUGUUUGGGCAUUCUCAAGGUGGAUUGCAAGGUUUUUUAAUGUUAAAGAACCCACAUUUGGAGUAUAUACAUGACCAAAUUGAGUUGUUUGUGCCACUAGCGCCAGCAAUCUUUCCGGGCUACCUAUUCCACACCCGAAAUUUUAUCAAGAUCUUGUGUCUGCUCCAAAAAUGGAUGUGGACUAUGAUAUUUGGCUUUUGCGCUGUUUUGCGAAACUUGUGUUUAAUGAGGUACUAUAUUAGUCAUACCUGGUUAUUUGGUAAGUUGUCCUACUAUAUGUUUAAAUUUCUAUUUCGGUGGACCAACCGCAAUUGGGGGUCCAACAAAAAAAUAUGGCAUUUUUGUUUUAUAUUCAAUAUGAGCUAUGUCUCUGUUGAGUUGAUGCAGUAUUACCUUGGAGGUUUCAACUCUUUUGGGUUUAUACUGAUGCUUCAACCGGCCGCAGCCUUUGAGCAGAAUGAAGAGUUUUCAGCAUACGAUGUUGCGAGCUGCACCAAGGAUGACUCGCAACUGUUUUUUCCGUAUCAGAAAAAUUGGUUCAACAUUGACAAAUCGAAGAGGAAGGUGCCUAUAUUUAUUGUUGUGGGGGAAGAAGACUAUUUAGUUGAUGGUCGUAAACUAUGGCAGCAUAUGAUUGAUUUUGAGCCUGGCUAUACGAAUGGUGUGAAUUUGGAGUACGUUUCAAUACCCACGUAUAAUCAUUUGGAUGUGUGCUGGGCAGAAGAUAUCAUUGGUACAAUUGGGUAUCCAUUCAAUAAGAUUAUUGAGAGGAUGGCUAAAGCAGCCAAAGAGAGAGAAGUAGAGGAAGAAAAACUAGCUGUAAGCGUUACAGAUCUAGUACCGCCUUUAGUAGCCAAUCAGACUCAAAGCCAAACUCAAACUCGAAACCAGGAUCAAUACCGGAACACUGAUGGAAAUCAAUGUGGCGAUAGUGCAAUUGUUGUGGAAGACAAUAAUGACUUGGCUUUUAGAUUGGUACCGUCCAAUAUAUUGCUCGACAAUGUGAAUGCUUUAAAAGACAAUUCGACAUCUGGUGGAUUAGUAAAGGACACAGAACUGGAUGCGAAGCGGAGGGCACCUAUUGAAGUUUACUGA